AUGGGCGGCGAGGGCGGGCCUCGGCUUCCCGGCGGGCUGCGCGGCGGCCGGCGGUUGUCGGCGGGGCAGUCCGGCGGGCAGCGGCAGCCGUUCCGGCUGCGGCACAGCGGCGGGCGAGCGGGCUGGCUCUCCUUUCCCCCGCAGGGCAUCUUCAUUUCCCGCAUCGCAGAGGGGGGCGCUGCCCACCGGGCGGGUACUCUGCAGGUCGGCGACCGAGUCCUCUCGAUCAACGGGGUGGACAUGACCGAAGCCAGGCACGACCACGCCGUCUCCCUGCUGACCGCCGCUUCCCCCACCAUCGCCCUGCUGCUGGAGCGUGGGGCCGGAGGGCCCCUUCCCCCCAGCCCCCCGCCACCCCCCCCCACACCUCCCAGUGUGGCCAGCACCGCCGUGGCCGCUGCCACCCCUGGGGAGUCUGGGCCGCUGCGGCUGGCCCCCAGCCUACCGGCUGCCACCUUGGAGGGGCCAUACCCAGUGGAGGAGAUCUGCCUGCCGAGAGCCGGGGGCCCACUGGGGCUCAGCAUCGUCGGGGGCUCUGAUCACUCCAGCCACCCAUUUGGUAUCCAGGAGCCUGGCGUAUUCAUCUCCAAGGUGCUCCCACGGGGCCUGGCUGCACGCAGCGGCCUCCGGGUUGGGGACCGCAUCCUGGCAGUGAACGGGCAGGACAUUCGGGAGGCCACGCACCAGGAGGCGGUCAGUGCCCUGCUUCGGCCCUGCCUGGAGCUGGUCUUGCUUGUGAGGAGGGACCCGCCACCCCCGGGCAUGCGGGAACUCUGUAUCCAGAAGGCUCCCGGCGAGAAGCUGGGCAUCAGCAUCCGAGGGGGCGCCAAGGGCCAUGCGGGGAACCCCUGCGACCCCACAGACGAAGGCAUCUUCAUUUCCAAGGUGAGCCCCACGGGAGCAGCGGGGCGUGACGGCCGGCUGCGGGUGGGGCUGCGGCUGCUGGAGGUGAACCAGCAGAGCUUGCUGGGCCUGACACACGGCGAGGCCGUGCGGCUGCUGCGCGGCGUGGGCGACACCCUCACCGUGCUCGUCUGUGACGGCUUCGACACCGACGCUGCCGCCCCUGCCGAGGUGUCCCCGGGUGUCAUUGCCAACCCCUUCGCGGCAGGAAUUGGCCGCCGGAACAGCCUGGAGAGCAUCUCCUCCGUCGACCGGGAGCUGAGCCCCGAGGGCUCUGGCAAGGAGAAGGAGCUACCAGGACAGACCCCACAGUGGGGACUGGAAGCUGUGGGUCGGGGCCCGGAGGGCCUGAAGCUGGACCACCGCACCCUGGCCGCCACGCCCGGCGCUGGCAGCACGCAGAGGGUCCUGUCUGGAACAGCCGGAGGGAAGAUGGCCGAGGCUCCCUGCUCCCCCUCCCCUAGCUGCCAGCAGCUCCCCUCCCCACCCUCCCCCGACGCACUGCCCACCAACGUGAAGCAGGCCUACAGGACCUUUGCCGCCGUGCCCGGCCCACACCCGCCGGACACCCCCGCCCAGGCCCCCACACCUGGGCCCGCGGCCUCCCCGGAGCAGCUCUCCUUCCGCGAGCGGCAAAAGUACUUUGAACUGGAGGUGCGGCUGCCCCAAGCCGAGGGCCCCCCCAAGCGCGUGUCCCUGGUGGGUGCCGACGAUCUGCGCAAGAUGCAGGAGGAGGAAGCCCGGAAGCUGCAGCAGAAGAGGGCGCAGAUGAUGCGGGAGGCAGAGGGCACCGGGCCCCCCCUGGACCUGGAUGGGGAACCCCCCGAUGAGCCAGAGGAGCUGCCUCCCCCGACCGGCCCCACCACAGGGCUCGGACCCUCGUCCCCCCUGCCUCCGGGAGGCAGCGCCCCGGUGCGCACAGCCAAAGCGGAACGGCGCCAUCAGGAGCGACUCCGUGUCCAGAGCCCCGAGUUGCCUGCGCCCGAUCGGGCUCUGUCCCCUGCCGAGCGCCGUGCCCUGGAGGCCGAGAAGCGCGCAUUGUGGCGGGCGGCCAGGAUGAAGUCCCUGGAACAGGACGCCCUCCGUGCACAGAUGGUCCUCAGCAAGUCCCAGGAGGGCCGAGGCAGGCGCGGGCCCCUGGAGCGGCUGGCGGAGGCCCCCUCACCGGCGCCCACCCCGUCACCCACCCCGUUGGAAGACCUCGGCCCCCAGACCAGCACCUCUCCUGGACGCCUGGCCUUGUCUGGGAGGAAGUUUGACUACAGGGUGUUUGCAGCCCUCCCUUCUUCCAGACCUGUCUAUGACCUGCAGUCCCCAGAUUUUGCUGAGGAGCUGAGGUCCUUGGAACCGUCUCCUGGCCCUGGCCUGCAGGAGGAGGACGGAGAGGUGGCCGUGGUGCUCCUGGGCAGGCCCUCGCCUGGCCCCGAGGAGGUGACGCUGUGCAGCAGCCGCCGCCCGAUCCGGCCAGGGCGCCGCGGCCUGGGCCCAGUGCCCUCCUAGAGGUCCUGGGUACCUCCCCUGACUCGGGUGGGGGCCCUGCCCGCAGCACCACCGCCCCUGCCCCGAGUCUUUUAACCUGGGUGUUAGCAUUUUAAAGAGGCCCCUCCCCAGUUGGGACCUGUUGGCAAGACUGUAACUAGUGACGUUUGUACAACCAAAGACUCUAUUUUGUGGUUUAAGAAGAAUAAAGUUGACUACGUUUUA
Messenger RNA from Panthera uncia (snow leopard), 2607 nucleotides. It is a transcript of the gene SCRIB, whose product is annotated as scribble planar cell polarity protein. Gene Ontology annotation, cellular component: adherens junction; postsynaptic membrane; postsynaptic density. Gene Ontology annotation, biological process: neurotransmitter receptor transport postsynaptic membrane to endosome; neurotransmitter receptor transport, endosome to postsynaptic membrane. Gene Ontology annotation, molecular function: protein binding. The record is from RefSeq and is a predicted model, not a curated record. NCBI's taxonomy places the organism in Eukaryota, Metazoa, Chordata, Mammalia, Carnivora, Felidae.